AUGGAGUUAUUGAAAAGGUGGAAGAAGCGGGACUCUUGGAAUUUACUUCGCUUUCUAGGCCAUGAUUGUGCAGUUCCUUGGCUAGCUUUUGGAGAUUUCAAUAAGAUUACUAGCUCUUUCGAGAAGAAAGGUGGAAGGCUUCGACCUGAGGGACAAAUGGCAGAAUUUCGUUCUGCUUUCGAAGAUUGUUCACUUCAUGAUAUUGGUUUUAAUGGCAGAUGGUUUACUUGGGAAAGGGGGAGGUUUUCGUUUACAAAUAUUCGUGAAAGACUGGAUAGAGGUGUUGCCUCUUUUCAAUGGAUAGACCUGUUCCCAUGGUUUUCUUUGGAACAUUUGAACCAUUCGUUCUCUGAUCAUUGUCCAAUUCUUGUGGACACUUUUGGAAAGUUGCGCCUUGACAAUAGUCGAAAACAAAGUUGCUUUCGUUUCGAAGCUAAGUGGUGCUUGGAUAAUUCUUUUGAAGAGAUUGUUCGUAAGAUAUGGGCUGUUCAAAAUGACUGUUUACCGGAUCCGACUGAUGAAAUUUUGGCUGAAAUUUUAGAGGUGCAACUUGGUUUGAAUCUUGAAGCGGAUAAAGAGGAGUUCUACUGGUCACCACGUGCUCACAUAAAUUAG
This is a messenger RNA of Gossypium arboreum, 615 nucleotides long. RefSeq lists its product as uncharacterized. The coding region runs from base 1 to 615 and encodes 204 amino acids. The transcript is spliced from 3 exons. Lineage: Eukaryota; Viridiplantae; Streptophyta; Magnoliopsida; Malvales; Malvaceae. The record is from RefSeq and is a predicted model, not a curated record.